CAUCCCCUCCUCCUCCUUUUGAUCGGGAUUUAAACAUGGCGGAGCGCAUGGCUGCACGUUUGGCCGCUCAGGAGAAAGAAAUAGAGCUGUUAAGUGUUGAAAUUAAACGGCUCCGUGAUGGCAUUUGUGGAGGCCAGGACAUACUCAAGGCUGUGGCCAGUAGUAGUCCGGAGCUGGAGGACCUUCGCACCGAGAACGAAAAGCUGAAGUACCGCCUUAUCCACCUCCGCCGGGGUCUCCAAGAGGAGCUAGCACAAGAGGCAAAGCAGGGCCCAACACAGCCCCAGAAAGACCAAGAAAGAAGAGAGAAACCAGUAAAGGAAAAACAAACCAACAACAUUCAAAAGAACAACACACAACAGAAGCCUGUCACCGCAGAGCCCAAAUCAGCAGAGAAGACCAAGAAGAAGGAGAAGACGGGGGGAGAGAAAGCUUCUGCAGAGCUUAACCCGUGGCCCAGCUACAUAGACGAGCGCCUGGAGCUGUACGCGGAGCUGAAGAGGGAGAGUGAUGCCCUGUUGGCCAAGCACGCCGCUGAGAGCCACCCCAUCUCUGUGGCGCUGCCUGACGGCCAGACGGUGCAGGCCCAGGCCUGGGUCUCCAGCCCCUACCAGGUCGCCUGUGGCAUCAGCCAGGGUCUGGCUGACAACUCUGUGAUUGCCCGUGUGGAUGGAGAGCUGUGGGAUCUGGACAGGCCUCUGGAGAAGGACUGCUCUCUGGAAUUGUUACGUUUCGAUCAUGAUGAUGCCCAAGCUGUUUACUGGCACUCCAGCGCUCAUAUCCUUGGAGAGGCCAUGGAGAGGUUCUAUGGGGGCUGCCUCUGCUAUGGACCCCCCAUUGAGAAUGGCUUCUACUACGACAUGUUCCUGGACGGACAGAAGGGUGUGUCCAGUGGCGAGUUUGGGGACCUGGAGUCCAUCUGUAGAGGCAUCAUGAAGGACAAGCAGCCCUUUGAGAGGCUGGAGAUCAGCAAAGAGACACUGCUGCGCAUGUUUAAGUACAAUAAGUUUAAAUGUCGCAUCCUGAAUGAGAAAGUUACCACCCCCACCACAACAGUUUACAGGUGUGGACCAUUGAUUGACCUGUGUCGAGGACCUCAUGUCAGACACACUGGGAAGAUUAAAGCCUUAAAGAUCUACAAGAAUUCCUCCACGUACUGGGAAGGCCGCUCCGACAUGGAGACUUUACAGCGGAUCUAUGGAAUCUCCUUCCCCGAUUCCAAGAUGCUGAAGGAGUGGGAACGCUUCCAGGAGGAGGCUCGCAACAGAGACCACCGCAAGAUCGGAAAAGAUCAGGAGCUGUUUUUCUUCCACGACCUCAGUCCAGGCAGCUGCUUUUUCCUCCCUCGAGGGGCCUAUCUCUACAACACCCUCACAGAAUUUGUCAGGGAGGAGUACAACAGAAGAGGCUUCCAGGAGGUGGCGUCUCCCAACAUCUACAACAGCAAGCUGUGGGAGACCUCCGGCCACUGGCAGCACUACAGUGAGAACAUGUUCUCCUUCCCCGUGGAGCAGGACAUCUUCGCACUCAAGCCCAUGAACUGUCCUGGACACUGUCUGAUGUUCAGCCAUCGGCCACGAUCCUGGCGCGAGUUGCCCCUCAGACUGGCCGACUUUGGGGUGCUCCAUCGCAACGAGCUGUCUGGGACUCUGACCGGGCUCACUCGCGUCCGCCGCUUCCAGCAGGAUGACGCUCACAUCUUCUGCACCAUGGAACAGAUUGGCUCUGAAAUGAAGGGCUGUUUGGACUUCUUGCGCUGCAUCUAUGAUGUCUUCGGCUUCUCCUUCCAACUCAACCUCUCCACGCGGCCAGAAAAGUACCUCGGCGACAUUGCCGUGUGGAACCAAGCUGAAAAGCAACUGGAGGAAAGUCUCAAUGAAUUUGGGGAACCUUGGAAACUAAACCCAGGGGAUGGAGCCUUUUAUGGACCUAAGAUUGAUAUUAAGAUCAAAGACGCUAUUGGUCGGUAUCAUCAGUGUGCUACCAUCCAGCUGGACUUCCAGCUUCCAAUCCGCUUCAACCUGACCUUUGUAGGUAAGGACGGAGAUGACAAAUCGCGGCCCGUCAUCAUUCACAGAGCCAUUUUGGGCUCUGUGGAGAGAAUGAUUGCCAUCCUGACAGAGAACUACGCUGGGAAGUGGCCGCUGUGGCUGUCCCCACGGCAGGUGAUGUUUGUCCCCGUUAACCCCUCACUGGAGGACUAUGCCAAAGAGUUAUGCAAACGGUUCGUGGAAGCAGGCUUCAUGGCAGAUGCCGAUCUGGACUCAAGCUGUCUGCUGAACAAGAAGAUCCGCAAUGCCCAGCUCGCGCAGUACAAUUUCAUCCUGGUGGUCGGCGAGAAGGAGCGGAUGACGAAGAGUGUGAACGUGCGCACGAGAGACAACAAGGUGCACGGGGAGCUGACUGUGGAUGAGGUUCUUGAUCGCCUGACCCUGCUCAAGGUGUCGCGCUGCCGCAACGCAGAGGAGGUGUUCUGAGUUAAAGCCGGACCUGCCAGCGCCUCGUUUGAAAAGCCAUGUGUGCCGUUUUUUUUAAAUUCUCAAGUCACGUUCAUCAUUGACUGAAGACAAGGAGAUAUCUUAAUGUAUGAGGGGAAUAUCAAUGGCAAAAGAUAUAGGGAAAUGAGCCAAUGCAAUGAGGAAUUGAGUGAGGAGGGGAACAGUUAAUACUUGUAGAGUAUUUCAUAAUGUCAAAAUGUUGAUAAGACCUUUUUGACUGAGGUGGUUCGGUUGUCUGUGAAGAAGAAAGAAAUUGUGUCCGUUUUUGACUGUUUUCCAUUGUGUUUCAUGAUUGCACCUGAAAAUUGCCUUUGUGUAAUCCUUUUGAAUGGGAACGUUUUGGAACACAGUAGUAAUCAGACACACCAGACACAUUGAGUAUGGUAGCCUAGAUAGGUUUAGAGUAGAAAUCAUGAUGGAACAAUGAAGGAUGUAACGAUGGUCAGAUGAAAUUAUGCACUGCUGAAGGACUGAUUCAUAUUUAUUUCAGAGUAAACAUAUCAUGGCUGAGUGAUCUUUGUAUGUCCAAAAAAAGGAUUUGUUAUGGAGUUUGUUAUUAAGCUCUAUCUCCAUGUAAGUGCUUCUUGAUCUGUGAAAUAAAUACCAGAAUACUUCUGUUCA
This is a messenger RNA of Engraulis encrasicolus (European anchovy), 3119 nucleotides long. It is a transcript of the gene tars3, whose product is annotated as threonyl-tRNA synthetase 3. The transcript is spliced from 19 exons. Gene Ontology annotation, biological process: threonyl-tRNA aminoacylation. NCBI's taxonomy places the organism in Eukaryota, Metazoa, Chordata, Actinopteri, Clupeiformes, Engraulidae. Gene Ontology annotation, cellular component: cytoplasm. Bases 36 to 2477 code for a protein of 813 amino acids. The record is from RefSeq and is a predicted model, not a curated record. Gene Ontology annotation, molecular function: threonine-tRNA ligase activity; ATP binding.